Messenger RNA from Osmia bicornis bicornis, 3655 nucleotides. RefSeq lists its product as uncharacterized. The record is from RefSeq and is a predicted model, not a curated record. The transcript is spliced from 8 exons. The coding region runs from base 652 to 1185 and encodes 177 amino acids. Lineage: Eukaryota; Metazoa; Arthropoda; Insecta; Hymenoptera; Megachilidae.
CGAACGGGGACCAGUUUCGUGCCCAAGAUUCUCAACCCCGACGGAGUUUCCCAAGAUUUUUCAUUUCCCUAGAAAACGCGAAUAAGUAUCCCACUGAGAGUUUCGAUAUCGUUUCGUAUUAAAUUCCACCAGCGAAAUCUCGCUAGAAUCUUGAAUCCAGCUGAUGGUCGUCGGUGGUUUAAGGGUCAGCGUGACGUCACAGAAUGGACCGGAGCAAGACGAUGGACGGUGUACGAUGAAUAAAUUACGAGGACAGUGACACGAAACCGGCGAGAUGAGUAGCCGAGAUAGUGGACUGGUCUAUUUUUGUACGACCAUCUCUACGCUGAUCCACUUUUUCUAUUCCUUGGAUCCAUUGCACCGCUUAUGAUUAAUUAGCUAAUAGAAGGAGAAAGCUGAGCAACCACAAAAACAAUUAGGGUGGGCGAAGAAAGUCCAGAACGAGCAGGGGCUGAUUGAAUAACCGUGGAAACUUAAAAAGGAAUUCUGGGUCAAGGUUUGAAGAAAAUUAGUCGUCAGAACGAUGUGAGAGGAAUAUAUGGGUGAACACCAAACGGGCAAAGAAGAUUCGACGAAAUCACGAACACGUGGCGGGACGUGAAGCGGGCGUUGAGCCUGCUAUGCGUAAAGAAAUUCGCCGGCAGCGGAACAAUGCUGGAAGCACCGCCCGGAAGUCGCGAGGACCUCGUGGAGGCGGCAAGAACACCAUGCACACCCACAGAUCUGGACACGAUGUUAUAUGGAUACACGAACAACAUAUACGUGCUGGACCACACACCUGAAUCCCUGCCGGAUAUGGACAUGCUGCAACUGUUCGCAUCGCCGGCAGGUCGAGCACUAUUCACAAAUGACAAUCGCCGGAGAGGAUCGACGUCGACCUCCUCCUUGUCUCGAGAGUCCUCUUCGAGGUUGAAGAGAGGCAGAAGACCAUCGGGCACAGGUACAGUUAGCGCACCAACCACACCGCCCAGGCAACGUAAAUCGAGUGCGGAACUCUACAAAGAAGCCGUCGAGAUACUUGGUCUUACCUGCUCCUUGACUGAUAGCUGCCGAUGCAUCGAUUGCCAGAGCAAUUACUUCGACUGCGACGACGAUUUUGGCGACGCCAGAACGGAAUUGGCUGCGGGAACACCGAUUCUACUGGACCACGCUCUGUCGCAUCCAUUGACGUGUUCCAUACAGUAGCAGCCGAGCAACCUGUUUGAAAAUCGACCUUCCGUUAGUUUGCUGUGCUAUCUUACCAACCGGAAAUCAUCGAAUUAUCGAAGUUUCGUCGAGAACACUGGACUAGGAACGAAGCGUAGACGUUCAACGCGUACACUUUGAUCUGGAGAAACGAUCGAGCGAAGAUCAAUGAAUCGAAGAAGAAUUUAAUGAACACCAUUGGCUCUUUAAUUAAGCUCAUUGAUUAAUCAGCGAUUGUGGAAAUGUUUCCUUUGAAACAAGUAUCAACAAAAAGACUUGGAUUACAAAAUCUUUCUUUCAAUCUUAAUUGCAGCUUUCGACCAAACGAGAGAGAAAAAUACUCAAUUUUUAAAUAUGGUUGUUGGAAAAAUUCAUAUUUCAUUGAAUUUUUAUAUCAUUUUAACGAAAUUCCUAUGUGAUAUUAAUAACAUAUUGUACAACAUUUAUUGCCAAUGAAAUUCUGAAUGAGCUUGAAAACCUUUUGUGGGAAAAAUAAAAUAAAAUUGAUGGAUACAGAGUGGAGACACUCAAAGGGCUAAAUUAUAUUUAAUUAAUAGGGUUCAUGGAACAAUUAUCUCGCUAAUACAAAUACAUAUAAAAUUUCACAGAAAGCUACAAAAUAACAGCUAUUGAUCUUGGACGUCUGGUGUAAUUCAUUCUGUCAUUGUUCUCUGGAAAAGAACAGUUCUAGCGACGUUAACUCUACAGAUAUAUAAUUUACGGACAAUAUUUAACAAAAUAAGUCGCAAUCAUUCUCCCUUUUUCUUUUUAUAAUACAACAAAAUGCAGGCUUACGAAACUUAGAAUAUAAACUCUGUCUGAAUGUGCAAAAGUUUGUAAUCGCAAUUGCGUGACUUUGGAUAUUAAAAAAAAAAAGAGAGAUGUUACAAAAUUGCUGCUCACAAAUUUCACGUUUUUAUUAAACAUAUUUCGAUGUCGAUAACAAAUGCCGAGGAAAACGGUACACACAGAGAGGAAAUUCUAGGUUCAUACUGAAAAAAUAAAUGAAUAAAUAAAAAUGCUCUCGCCUGGCUCAAAAUCGAAUUUAUCGACACAUGCCAAAAAUGAAAAUGCGCCAAAUUUCUAAUCUAAUUAGCGAUAAAUAUAACGAUAAUAAGUAAAUGAAUAAAUAAACGAUAACCCUAAUGAUAAUUUUGAUCUAGUUGGAAGGUGUAACGUGAUUAAGACGUAUGUGUAGGUAACAUUUAAAUGAUUCAACGUACACGAUGUGAGAAUUAUAUAUAUAUACACAUUAUCUUUACUACACGUUUUAUUAUUACUAAUUAUACUUAUUCGAUUAAGUCUAAUAGGAUAUAUACACGUUGUUGAACGUUAUGAGCCCGCGAACAAAUAAUAUGAAACGAGAUAAAUGAGGAUAGUUAACACGGAAAGGAAGAUGCGUGACGUAUUAAUAAAUUAACAGAAUUUAUACAUGUAUAUACGUGUAUACGUCGAACACGUGUGUGAUUAAGUUUUAUAAAAAUCAUCUUUAGUUAGAUGUUUCGUGUUCAGUUAUUAACACGUUGACUGCCGCCUGCUAUAAACUAAUCAGAGGAACUCCCCAAGUGUUACGCUCACUUAUUAAUAAGUAAGCGUAAUAAUUAUUAUAAUCAUUUGGAUAUUUAUUAAAUUGAUGAUACUGAUCACUGGUGAUCAGAAGCGGAUUAACAUUUUUGGGGCUCGGGGUUAUCAAACAUUUGAAGGUCCUCUCGGUUGAUGAACUUUGUUCAGAAAAUGAAAUUUAUUCUAAAUAAAAUUAAGUAACAUUUUAAAAAAGCGGCAGUCGAUGUACGAUCCAUGACUAUAAUAAACGAUGUAACCAUAAACGAAGCUAGGCCUGAGUUACAUAGGAUUGAGCGAAAGUGGAAUAAGUAGAAGAGGUUUGACGUUUUCGUGAGUGAGGAGCAGGAAACUCGCGUUCAAGGGUGCAAGUGCCAAACUAAAGUUUAAUCGUGCGACGCUCGUAAGCUUAGGUGAUUCGUUAUUGAAAUAUUUCCUUAACCCUCAUACGCUGAUUUAAAUUUUGAAAAAAGGAAUCCCAAUUACCAUUACUAUUCGUUUUAAUUUCAAGUGAAAGUGAAUGUUUUGUGUAAUUAAUUUUGAGGAGUGUGUGAGGGUUAAGGACCCUUCUAGAUUACGAUAAGGAUAUAAAGAUAACGUCUUUCGAACUUGUUCAAUGUACCGUGCUUCCCUCUAAUGAGGACGAAUAUUGUCCAUUCUGUCGCUAAGCUUUCAGGACUUUUAAUUAACCCUUUCGCUGCCAGUGGAAGGGUUGAUACCGAAUUUCAAAAACACAAAACGUAAUGAUUUUGUGAAUAUUCAAUUUCUUACAACGAUGAAGUCUGUAAUAAAUGAUUCGUGGUUUCGUGAAGUUCGAUGGUUAACUCUGGGGCAGCGGACCAUGAAGAGAGCCCCAGUUUUAAUUCAAUUUUGCAUCUCGUAUUAUUUACAUCUUUAAUUUAAAAUUUAU